This is a messenger RNA of Bursaphelenchus okinawaensis, 2119 nucleotides long. NCBI's taxonomy places the organism in Eukaryota, Metazoa, Nematoda, Chromadorea, Rhabditida, Aphelenchoididae. The record is from the annotation of a GenBank genome assembly.
AUGGCUGAAGAACCAACUGUACCGCUAAUGAAGGAGGUACGUUUACUAUAGUUUCAUCGUUAUAUUUGUGUUUUUACUUCUAACAUAUGUAGUUUUAGGGCAAAUAAGGUUAUAAUCAAAUGAAUUUAAACAUGUCAUUAUGCUACAGUACACAUAAGUUCUACCGUUGUUUUUUGGCAUUAAAAUCGUAUUUUAGGGCGACGUAGUGCAAGGAGGACUAGCACAGUACUCGAUAGUAAAGUUACUAGGUGAAGGUGGGUUUGGAGCUGUGUAUCAAAUCAAAAAAGUCGGUAACGACGAAGAACAAUACGCUAUGAAGGUUGAGCAUAGGAUGAAGAAAAAAGAUUCCAAACUCAAAAUGGAGGUAAGUACAGCUUUGUACUUGUAUUAUUCUUCAUAGCUCACAUUGACAUACUGUUCAAUUUUAAAUAUUUUUUUUUCAAAUUUCAAAUUUUUUUAAUUUUAUUUAACUUGGAAGAUCUAAAAAAUUAUUUUUCAGAUUUUAGGAGAUAUAGCAUAAUAGUACUUAAAACUUUCAGAUCUGGGUCCUAAGAGAAGUAAAACGCAAGAAGAUGCGUUCCAACCACUUUACCUUGAUGAUCGACAAAGGAAAGACUGAGUUAUCAAGCUUUUUGGUAAUGGAGCUGGUGGGCAAAUCUCUUGAAGAUGAAAUGGAGGAGAGGUCAGACAAAGGUUCACAUGUACGCCGAUUUUUUGAAAUUUUUAAUAGAAAGUUUUAAAAAAAUUCAAAAUAAUAUUGAAAAAAGUUAAACAUGAUCCCCCCCCCCUCGUUACAUUUAAAAAAUUGAAAAAAAAAUUAUCAUCUCUCAAGACCAAGAAAAGGACAAUGCCUAUAAUGAUAAGACGUUAUUUUCAGUCGGGUCACUUCACAGUGAGUACGGGUCUACGAUGCGCGUAUCAGAUGCUAGAAGGGCUUCAUCAACUUCACAUGAUCGGCUUCAUUCAUCGUGAUUUAAAACCCGCCAACUACGCUCACGGUCUUGGGAAGAACAUACGAAAUGUAAGGUGGCUUUGUUGUAGUAUUAAAAUUAAAAAUGUUGCUAGAACUUGUUUAAAAUGGUCAAAAGGUCCAUGAAUUGGCGUUUUGCGCUGUUUUAGUAUAUUGUGGGUUAUUUUCUAGAUUUUGCUUAUUCAUUUUUUUACAGUAAAAGUAAAAAAAAAUAAGUAAAAAAAUCAAACUUCAGUUGUUUUCGUAUUUCAAAAUUAAAAAAAAAAUCACUUUUAGAUCUACAUACUGGACUUUGGAAUUUCCAGGUUUAUGUUGGCACCUGAUGAACGAAAUGACAAGAAGAAGAGGUUAAGAUGUUUUGCACCUUUCAAGGGUACGGUUAGAUACGCAUCUCUUUCUUGCCAUCGAUACUCUGAUCAGGAUUACAAAGACGAUAUUGAAAGUUGGGUAAGUUGGUUUGUUUUCAUAUUUUAGAUUUUAAAUUGUUAUAUUAACAAAUAUUAUUUUAGUUUUUCCUAUAACGUACAUAUUAUAAUACUUUUAGCUUUUCUAUAAAAUUUCACAAUAAAAACAUUUCUUCAGUUCUACUCAUUCAUGGAAAUUAUGCAUCCAGAAGGCUUACCAUGGAAGAAUCUGAACGAUAAACUGUCGGUAAUGUUGAUGAAAGAGGAUUGCCGACGAGACCGUGACUGGCGUGACAUGCUCUUCCCCGGCUUCGAAUGUCGUGCUGUUUUGUGGAAGAUUCUGGAACUCAUCGAUGACCUCGAAUACAGUCGUCCCGUACCGUACCGGAAAAUUUACCAGCUGCUAAAUCAGGUAGGAAAGGAACUGUUACUUAAAAUUGAAAUUUGUAAAUUCUAAAAUUAUAUUGUCCAAGACUUUAUUUGUAAAAAGAUUCAAAACCUCAUUUUAAAAUGCAUUUUGGCUACCAAGAAACAAAAAAAAACUCACUUUUCAAGUAAAAAACGUUUAAAAAAUCAUUUUUAGGCAAUGUUAACAGAGCAUGUCAACGAUAAAGACCCACUUGACUGGGAAAAUCCACUGAAUGAACCACGCAUCCAACCCGAAAGUUCAUCAGGAGACAUUGUAGAUCCAGACGACACAGCUGCCAGCUCUGUACAUAAUUCGUAUCGACCUAGCAAACCUUGA